Periophthalmus magnuspinnatus is the source of this 869-nucleotide messenger RNA. RefSeq names its product high choriolytic enzyme 1-like. The coding region runs from base 1 to 774 and encodes 257 amino acids. The record is from RefSeq and is a predicted model, not a curated record. Gene Ontology annotation, biological process: proteolysis. The transcript is spliced from 8 exons. Gene Ontology annotation, molecular function: zinc ion binding; metalloendopeptidase activity. NCBI's taxonomy places the organism in Eukaryota, Metazoa, Chordata, Actinopteri, Gobiiformes, Gobiidae.
AUGGCCACCCUCAGGUGUGUGUGCCUGCUCCUGCUCUUCACUGUGGGCUCCUGGGCUGAAGAGGAUGCAGAGCUCUCUGUGUCUGAACUGCUGUGGAAGGCCAAUAAGGAUGUGGUUCACAGGGAGGAUGAGCCGUUGGUGAUUGAUGACAUCGCAUAUGAUUCUGAGUCCGAGAGAAAUGCCGAUUCCUGCACCUCCAGAGGCUGUUUAUGGCCCAAGUCCUCUGACGGAAAAGUCUAUGUGCCCUACAGCAUCGCCAGUCACUACUCCUCUAGGGAGCGCUCUAUCAUUGAGCGUGGACUGAACUCUUUCUCAGAGACAACCUGCAUCCGCUUCAUCAAGAGAAAGAACCAAAGGGACUACGUCUACAUCAAGUCUGACAAUGGAUGUUACUCGUUUGUGGGUCGUCGUGGUAAUGGUCAGAACCUCUCUCUGGCCAAAAGCGGCUGUCUCUACCACAGCACAGUCCAACACGAGCUGCUCCACGCACUCGGCUUCAAUCACGAGCAGUGCAGAUCUGACAGAGACAACCACAUCAAGAUCCUCUGGCACAACAUCCAGAAAGGCUGGGAGUACGCUUUCGAUAAGAUGAACACUCUGAACCAGGACACACCGUAUGACUACAACUCUGUCAUGCAGUACCACAAAUAUGCGUUCAGUGGAAAUAACCAGCCCACCAUGCAGCCCAUUCCAAACGCCAAUGUGAGCUUCGGAAAAGCCUCCCAGAUGAGCAAGAACGACAUCCUGAGGGUCAACCGCCUCUACAAGUGCUAGAGCAGGACUGGGUCAGACCUGGAUCAGCAAACAACAGCCAGGUCUGGAGAUUUCAAAGGUUCAUCACAAACUUAUGAAUGUAACUUGUCCUGAAU